Messenger RNA from Fragaria vesca subsp. vesca, 684 nucleotides. Its product is annotated as protein FD-like. Gene Ontology annotation, molecular function: DNA-binding transcription factor activity. The record is from RefSeq and is a predicted model, not a curated record. Gene Ontology annotation, cellular component: nucleus. Lineage: Eukaryota; Viridiplantae; Streptophyta; Magnoliopsida; Rosales; Rosaceae. The coding region runs from base 1 to 684 and encodes 227 amino acids. Gene Ontology annotation, biological process: positive regulation of DNA-templated transcription. The transcript is spliced from 3 exons.
AUGGAGGAGGUCUGGAAAGACAUCAACCUCGCCUCGCUUUCCAACGCCAACAACAGUCCCAACUUCAGAAACAUGACCCUCCAGGACUUUCUCGCUAGGCCCUUUGCCAAUGUGGUCUCUCCCACACCUGAUCACCACCAUCACAACAACAACAACCACAUCACUCUUAACUCUCCUCCUCCUCCUCCUCCUCCUCCUCCCCCAGCCACUGUUCUGAGCUUGAACCAUUUGGACUCUGAUCAGUUUCAGCUCUUCUGUAUUGAGAAUCUCAAUACUACUAGGCCUUUUGUCAACCUCAACCACCCCAAUACUAGUACUGUUUCCGAGAAAUCUUUCAAUGGUGCUUACCCUUUCGAGGGUCUUGGAAGCCAAUCUUCUCCUUCUCCUGGGUUGGUUAUGCCGUCGGGUUUUGGCUACGGGAAUGAGAGGUUACCGGAACCUGAUGAUCGUAGCAACUUCGGAGGAGGAGAUAGGAGGCACAAGCGGAUGAUCAAGAAUAGAGAAUCUGCUGCAAGAUCCAGAGCAAGGAAGCAGGCUUACACGAACGACCUGGAGAUUAGGAUUCAGCUUUUGAUGGAAGAGAAUGAGAGGCUGAGAAGAGAGAAUGAACAGUUAAGUGAUGCAGCAGCUUCUCAACUGCCCAAAAAGCACAGUCUGAAUCGAUCAUCAACAGCACCAUUUUGA